AUGAGCAAAUGGUACAUGAUCACCACCAACCUCUUAUUUGCCUGCCUGGGUAUCGCAUUUAUGGCCUUUGGAUUACUAGGCUACAGAGAUAGCUUCAAGGGAGCAACAUUGUUUCCACAUAUCAUUUUUACACUCAUGGCUAUUCUUGGUGCAGUCAUUAUUGUCGCCGCCUUGUUCGGUAUCCUCGGUGCCUAUGUGAAGAAGAAGUCGCUUAUUCUGGUCUACAUGGCUAUUGUCCUGAUCGCUCUUGUCUAUCAAGUCGUGAUCGGAGUCAAAGUAUAUCAAAAGGCUUCCAACACUAUGCAAUACCUCUCCACUCUCUGGAGCUCUUCUAACGUUCACUACAGAACCCAUAUUCAGGAUCAGUUUUCUUGUUGUGGAUUCAAUAAUGUGAUGGACAACCCUGCAAUCACAGAUGUCUGCAAUCCACAGCACGGCAUUGCUUCAGCCCCUCCUCCCUGUUUUGAUGCCCUGACUAGCUAUGUGCAUACUUCGUUUAAACAGGUCUACCUCGUAGUGUUUGCCGCUCUGGCAAUUGAGAUCCUUGCCCUCUCCAAUGCCAUCACUCUCCUGUGCACCCAAGCAAUGGACCCCGAUGAUGAAGAGCGCAGACGCCGAAGAAAGUCUGGGAUCCGUUUAGACGAUCUCCAGUCUCCAGACACACUAACCGGUCCAAACAAUCAUUACUAUGAUGAGCCAAAACGAGAGAAUCGCAAACCAGAUACCAUCAAUGACAAUCGCUACGAUAGUUACGAUCAAUAUAAACAGAAACAAUCCAAUACCUACGGCGACAAGUACUAUUAA
Phycomyces blakesleeanus NRRL 1555(-) is the source of this 804-nucleotide messenger RNA. RefSeq lists its product as hypothetical. The transcript is spliced from 3 exons. Gene Ontology annotation, cellular component: membrane. The record is from RefSeq and is a predicted model, not a curated record. Lineage: Eukaryota; Fungi; Mucoromycota; Mucoromycetes; Mucorales; Phycomycetaceae. The coding region runs from base 1 to 804 and encodes 267 amino acids.